AUGGCCAAAGUUCACAAGAACAAAGAAUUGCCAAAAAUCAAGCUUUUCGGGAAGACAAUAUUGCAAGGGGCACAAGUGCUGAAGAAUGAAGAGGAUGUGAACAAAGAAAAAGAUCAACUUAUAGACAAGAAGCCGGAUAAAAUUAUCCCGUGCCCUAGAUGCAAAAGCAUGGAGACUAAGUUUUGUUACUUCAACAAUUAUAAUGUUAACCAGCCACGCCACUUUUGUAGGGGCUGCCAGAGGUAUUGGACAGCUGGUGGGGCACUUAGGAAUGUGCCUGUGGGAGCUGGUCGCCGGAAAAACAAGCCGCCGUGCGGGGUGCUUGAUGGAUUUUCUGAGUGCAGUAUGUUUAAUUUUAACUGGACCGUGGAGGAGUGGCACAGGGCAGCGGUGGCCGGUGCAAAUGAGGAUCCUGGAAGUAUUAUUCCUGCGAAAAGGCGGAGAAGCAUCUUAGGUGGUGAGAGUUGUUGA
Daucus carota subsp. sativus is the source of this 471-nucleotide messenger RNA. RefSeq names its product cyclic dof factor 4. The record is from RefSeq and is a predicted model, not a curated record. The transcript has a single exon. Lineage: Eukaryota; Viridiplantae; Streptophyta; Magnoliopsida; Apiales; Apiaceae. Gene Ontology annotation, molecular function: DNA binding; DNA-binding transcription factor activity. Gene Ontology annotation, biological process: regulation of DNA-templated transcription. The coding region runs from base 1 to 471 and encodes 156 amino acids.